Molecule: messenger RNA, 6111 nt
Organism: Cyprinus carpio (common carp)
Lineage: Eukaryota; Metazoa; Chordata; Actinopteri; Cypriniformes; Cyprinidae
Product: interferon-induced very large GTPase 1-like
Exons: 5
Coding region: 640-6036 (1798 amino acids)
Molecular function (GO): GTP binding
Source: RefSeq, a predicted model, not a curated record
CUAAACAUUAAAUUAUACUCUAGAACUGUAUUUUUUAAGUUACUUAACCGCCAUUAGAAGAAAUCAUUUUCUUGUCAGGUUAAUUAUUGUACUGACAGUUUUAUUCAAAGUCGCCAUAAUUUAGAUAAAUUGGCAUUACUCACAAUGUUCAGAAAAUUCAACAUUCAUCAGGUAAUAAAGAGCCAACAUUUGGUGAAUUUUAUUAUGUUAAGACCUAUAGACCUAUGUGUUUAAAUCUCCGCAAUUAAGACUUGAACCAAAUAACAGCAGUCGCAUGUACUGUCUGUUUAAUAUAGUUAAAUAUUACAAAUGUAUCAACAGAAAUUGUAGUCUUUUAGGUAUGCGGUGAUUAGUGAAAUUGUGAAAAAUCGCAAAGGAUAACAAACAUUUUCACUUUCUGUUAUUGUGUUAUGACACAAUAAGGAAAUAAGAACUAGACCUCGAAUUCAGGACGGAGAUAUCAGGUUCUCAAUUGCUUUAUAACUUAUAGUUUAUUACACAGCUCUCUGUAAUACUUGAUUCUUAUCGCACCAUCCAGUGAAUUGAUCCCCCUACAGUAAAAACACAGGCUCGUCUGGAAUAAUGAACAGCUUCUAGAAUAAAAGCGUGGAUCACCUGAACUUUUUGAUAAUCAGCAGUAUGGAUCGCAGUCUGACCAUUGUGUUAUUUGGAAACUCUGCUGCAGUCCAGUUCCAACAUGACAAUUUUCUUCUUGGAGAAAUACAACCAAAUAUGGGAAAUGCAACAGUAUCCAGGACUGUUCCUGUUCAGAUGAAAAAAUCAGGACAUCACGUGUCAAUGAUCAACCUAAUUGGCUUGCAUGAGACUGCAGUUGACCUGGAUGCUCUCAGUGGCCAACUAGUAAAUGAAAAUGAAAUCAUCGCCUUCAUCUUUGUUGUGCGACUGGGCCAGUUAACAGAUUCUGAUAAGAUGGGUAUUGAGUGGCUUCAGAGAGUAUUUGGUGACAGAGUUCUUCCAUUUGUGAUGAUUCUCUUCACCUAUGAGAGCGAGGAAGAGUCUGACUCUAUAAUCGAUGACCUGAAGAAAAACUCUGCUCUGGAGCGACUGAUUGAGAAAUGUGGCAGAAGAUACCACACCUGCAGAAAGAACAUGAACAACCAAUCAGAGAUGAGAGACCUUAUGAACAGGAUUGAGCAACUGUUUAUUGAUAAUAGGUGCCAGUGCUACAAAUACAACACAGCGUUAAGUGAGAGAGAAGAUGUGCAAAAUAGGACAUGUCAAAGUGAUCAACCCACAAUUAUUGGAAAGAGUAUGGACUAUACCUUAACAACAGAGACAAGAGAGACACGUAUGGAAAUAGUACAGAAGUGUUCGAUAGAUGGAGCAAGAUUGGAUCAAAAUGGAAAUGGAAGGAGGGAAGAAAUAGAGCAUCUAUUUCACAGACUUCAUCUUGAUAAAAGGCACUCCUCUAAAUUAAGAGCUGCAGAUGUUCUUCAGCUGACGACACAUUCAUUGCAGUCCCAUGAGUCUUGUGCUGAGAAGGACGUGAUUCAGACUUUCCUACAAAAACUACUGACGAUGAACUACAGAGCAAAAAACAUUAAAAUUAUAGACACUCAUCAUGAUGGACAACAAAGAAAGAAUGACUUAUUUGAUGAUGAGGAUGAGGAUGAUGCUGAUAUUUUCCAAGCUGAAUCUUCGGUUCCUGAAGAAACAAACAGAAGUAAUGCUAUUCAUCCGAUGGAUAUUCAAAUGGCUGUGUUUCAUUGUGCUGAUAGUUUCCUAAAGCAGCUCCUGGUGACUAAACUGUCUCAGUGUCAGUACGCUCUGCCUCUUCUUGUUCCUGAUCCAUUUGCACAAGAGAUUGAAUUUCCUCUCUGGACAUUUAGACAAAUCAACAAGAGCUGGAAGAUGAAAGAUACCAACAAUGAAAUCAUCAGUAAAAUUCAACCAGUCUGGAAGGCAGAAACACCUAUGGUGUCUUUCUUCAGGUUUGGCUCAUUGUCCUCAUCCAAAUCUCAGCUGAUUAACAGUUUGAUCAAUGAGAGACACAACACGUUCUUCCACAGGAACUGCCCAGGCAGCAGCAAAACAAGAGUACUGAUGGAUGGAGUGGUGGAGAUCACCUGGUACUGUCCCUCUGGGACAGACACAGAUAAAUUUGAUCAAUGUAUUGCGUUCUGUAAUCUACAUGGUGAUGCAGAAGACAACAAGAAACAGCUGCAGAUCCUCACUGAAAUGGCCUCAGUCAAUGUUGUUAUUCUACCACAACUUGACAAAAAUGACAAGAGUGCAGCACAGAUGCAAAACCUGUACAGGGGCAGAAAACCACUUAUUUGUCUUUUUACAGAGGAUGAAUCUACACUAAGUGCAAUGAAAAAAAAAGGAAAAUACAAAAUUGGACUAAAUACCAGAAAUCAGUCAGAUGUAUCUGAAGAACUUGUACAAGCUAUAAAAGAUUGCCUCUCGUUCUCAUCAUCAGGAUCAUCUCCUACUUUCAUUCUUGAAAAUGUGUCCAAACAGUCUGGUAUUAGAGUAGAUGAGGAUUAUGACAACGACUGCAGAAGAGGAAAAGAAGCAGCCCAGCAGAUGAUGGGUUUACUGAAGGAAAAAAAACUGACAGAAAUCAAAGAAUCAUUUCUGCCCUGUCAGGGGAAGCUGUGGCAUCAGUGGUGUGAAAAGAACAAAGAACUACAUCGAUCUCAGGGAAAUGAAAUAGACACAGAAAUAAAACAGAAACAAGAAAUGAAGACAAUCCGUGAACAGCAGCAUGUGUUGGACAUUGGUGAGUUUAUGAAGUUGUUUAUUACAGAAAUGAAUUCACAGUCUCCAAAUGAAAAGAUAUUUUUUCUUAAAUGGCUCACAAUCCUCCUGGAUGAAUACACCUCUGCUGACCUAUCUGCUCUACAUUUUGAAUAUAAUGAAAAAUGGUCAAAAAUCAGAGCUGAGCAACAAACAAAUGAUGAACACACAGAACUUGUGAGGAUAUCAAAAGAACUUCAAGCUGCAACCUUUGGCUUGGAGCACAUCCUGAGGGAGAUCGGUCAGAUCUAUGAAUCGUGUAAAUCAGUGAAUAAGAACAAGGAAGGCCUGCCGUGUGAUUUUUCUUCUCUCGCGAGUCUUGCAGCAGAGAUGAUGAUCUCUGGAUUUCCACUGGAGCUGAUGGAUGGAGAUGCUGCUUAUGUUCCUGUGGUCUGGGUCACUGCUGUUUUACAUGAACUCAUCAAGAAACUGGGAGACCAGAGAGUCUUUGUGUUGUCAGUUUUAGGGAUUCAGAGCUCUGGGAAAUCCACUAUGCUGAAUGCCAUGUUUGGACUCCAGUUUGCUGUCAGUGCUGGCAGAUGCACCAGAGGAGCUUUCAUGCAGCUGGUCAGAGUUUCAGAGGAGAUGAAAAAACAGCUUAAGUUUGACUACAUUCUGGUUGUUGAUACUGAGGGACUUCGUGCUCUAGAACUGUCUGGGAGGUCAACAAGACAUCAGGACAAUGAAAUGGCCACAUUUGUUGUUGGUCUUGGUAAUCUAACAUUGAUUAAUAUCUUUGGAGAAAGCCCAUCAGAGCUGCAGGAUAUUCUUCAGAUCGUUGUUCAGGCCUUUAUGAGGAUGAAGAAGGUCAGACUGAAUCCCAGCUGCAUGUUUGUUCAUCAGAACGUUUCAGAAGUCACAGCCGGAGAGAGAAACAUGGAGGGAAGGAGACGGUUGCAGGCGACGCUGGAUGAAAUGACAAAACUCGCUGCUAAAGAUGAAGUCUGUGAUGCAGAAUGUUUCAAUGAUGUUAUUACUUUUGACAUACAGAAGGAUGUGAAAUAUUUUGCACAGCUGUGGGAGGGCAGUCCACCAAUGGCACCACCAAACCCAUCAUAUUGUGAAAACAUCCAAGAGCUGAAGAAAACAUUUUUUAAUCAUGCCUCAAAAUCCGAUGGCUUACAGUUGACACACCUAAAAGGUCGCAUAAAUGAUCUCUGGGAGGCUCUACUGAAUGAACGAUUUGUGUUCAGCUUCAAAAAUGCUCUGGAAAUUGCAACAUACCGAAAACUGGAGACCGAAUACAGCAAGUGGUCCUGGAGUCUCCGCAGAACCAUGCUGGAUAUAGAGAACAAACUCUACAUCAACAUAGAAAAUGAAACAAUUGAUGAGGUUUCAGAAAGUGAUCUUCAAGGAAAAUUAAAUGUGAAAUGCAGAGAAGUAGACAAAUCUAUGUCAGAAUUCUUUGAGAAAGACAAAGAUAAAGAUAUACUGGUACAGUGGAAAUCAUCAUUUUAUAUCAAAACCAAAGAGCUUCAGGAAAACAUUGUGAGAGAGACAAAUAGGAAAUUAAAUGAAAUUCUUCAGCAGCGAGAUAUGAAGAAAAGGAUUGAUGCUCAGAGGACCGCCGAAAAAUACUCUCUUGGAAAAGAGCAAAGAACUUGCACUAAACUCAAAGACAAGGCCAAUGAUGAAACUAUCCUGAAAAAAGAGUUUGAUUACUUUUGGAAAGAGUGUGUUAAGAAGAUUACCAGAGAAACUCCCCAAAUCAAAAACAUCGAUGUAUUAAAUGACAUGAAACAACUCCUUAGUAACUAUGAAAGUGUCCCUGUAAAUGACUGGAAGAAGAGCAGGGAUAUUUUCUCUGUGUCACGUUAUUCAGAUUAUGUACAGAAACUCUCAGAGGAGUUACAGGAACAUACCGUCAGAUCAGCUAAACUGAAGUUUGAGGUUGAAUCCCAAAUUAGAUCCUUAGUCAAUGACAUUGCUCAACACGCAGACAAAAUGAUCAUGUCAUAUAACAUUUCAAAGAUGGGUUACAACAAAACCUACACUCAAGAACUUGCAGAUUAUAUCAAAGCAAGAGUAGUAGAUUAUGAGCAAGGUUCCAGGAACUAUGUGUUCAUUAAGGAAUUUUACAUGGAUUUGGUCAUUUCCAUCUGUAAGAAAGAAAACAAGGUAAUUACUGACCAACACAGAAAGUUCAGGGAAGCCAAUGAUCCUGUUUUAUACUUUGAAAAGAAGAGCAAAGAGUACUAUAGUAUUUUCCAGAAAUACUGUCAAGGUGCAACAUCAGCUGCUAUUUUUGGGGAGAUCAUCUGUCAGAAACUGAAAGAGCCCAUUCAGAAGAGUGUCUACAAAGAUACUGCCAGAGAUUUGACUAAUGAAAUUAAAACAAACUGUGAAUCACUAAAUGGAAACAGAUCUAAAAUAGAGAAACACAUCCUCAAGACUCUGGCAGAACAGGAAGAUUUUGAUAAAUACAUUAACUACAUUUACAGUCCCAGAGACCACUUAAAGAGUUUCAUCAGAGAUGAAGUCAAUCAGUACAUCACUGAUAAGUUUGAAGUCAGCGUUCGGCCCAAAAUGGAGGAGAACAUUAAACUUCUGCAGCAGAAGAUCAUGGAAGCGGCUCAUAGAGCGACUACACUGGUCAACACGACCGGCGGAGAUGUUCAGAAGUGGCUGAAUGAUUUCGCACGGCAGCUCUCAGAUGUGCUUAUAUUCUCUGUAAAGGACCUCAGUGGAGUGAGUCAUGAAGGUGUUGAUAAUUUCAAGCUCCUAGAAGAUGUGAUAAGCAAACUACUUGGUUCAGUGUCAUCUGAAAUACAGCAAAAAUUCAGCACAGAGACAUUUCCAGAAAAUCUGGAACAUAAAGACAGACCAGAUGAGAUUCUGAUUGAUCAUCUCUGUCAGUGCUGUUGGAUUCAGUGUCCGUUCUGUGCAGCCACCUGCACCAACACUGUAGAAAACCAUUCUGGUGAUCACAGUGUUCCUUUCCAUCGAGUCGAUGGACUCACUGGUAGCUGUUAUGAUGAAACAGAAUGUCUCAGUGCAGAUUUUUGCACAACAUUAGUGAGAACUAGUAAAAUGUUCUAUACAGGUCAGUGGUUUCUGUGCAGAGAGUACAGAAAAGCAGGAAAUGUUUAUGCAGAGUGGAACAUCACUCCUGAUUUCUCUGAGCUGCCGUACUGGAAGUGGUUUGUGUACAGAUUUCAGAAAGAUCUGGAAAAUCACUUUGAGAAAACAUUCCACAUGUGGAAUGAGAUUUCAUAUGAAUGGAGCCGAUACUCAAAAGAGCAGGCUAUUGAGAGUUUGGAUGAAUACAUAUAAUGACAAAUGAAAAUGACUCACAUGGAGAUCUUUGAUUCAUAGAUCAAAGCUUGAAACAAGUUUGUGAGUUGUGAA